AGCACACAGGGAGACUGAGCAAGAAAGGGGAGCAACUCGGCUGAUCUGACACAUUUCUCAUUGCCGAGGGCCUUCAAAAUGGCCGAUAUACAAAAAGAUGACCGCCCGUGGGUGGGUGCAGUUCGGAGGAUAGUGACUUUCACUUUCGCAUUUAUCGUUCUGGCCGGAGUAUUAUGGGCAUUUAUUGACAGCAUACCCCUAGCUACAGAUGAGUUUAAGAUCAUGGCCUUUGGGAUCUAUGGUGCCUUCCUCUCAGUCCAUCUCAUCAUCCAGAGUUUCUUUGCCUUUUUGGAGCACAGAAAGAUGAGAAGAGGUGGUCUCCCCUGCUCAUACACUAAAUCUGUAGCCUUGACAAUAUCUGCCUACCAGGAAGAUCCAGUUUACUUACGUGAGUGCCUGGAGUCUGUCAAAAACAUGGAAUACCCCCCAGACAAACUCAGAAUCAUCAUGGUCAUUGACGGCAACAGUAAAGAUGACCAAUAUAUGAUGGACAUGUUCACAGAAGUUUUUGCCAAAGAAGACGUAGGGACGUACAUCUGGAAGAACAACUACCAUCAUUGGGACAAAGAGACAGCCGAAAAGUUCCCUGGUAUUGGAGACGUCUUGCCCUUUGACCAUUCGUAUCAAAAUGCAUCAAAUUCACAAGGGCAAAAUAUUGUCUAUGACAAUAUCAAUGCAGACACUCAGUAUGAUAACACCAUAGGGAACCCUGGGCCAUACACCAUAGGAAUGGAGAUGCAGGAUCAUUUUGGUGACCAAUUGCAAGAAGAGCCGUUGCCUAUGUACAUGGAAAUCGAAAUGGAAGAUCCAACCAGAUUGGAGGUUGAGACUCUUAUUCGGACAAAGCGAUGUGUGUGCAUCAUGCAAAAAUGGGGUGGCAAGAGGGAAGUCAUGUAUACGGCCUUCAAAGCUCUGGGAGACAGCGUAGACUACAUCCAGGUUUGCGACUCAGACACAAAACUAGAACCUCUUGCCACGGUGGAGCUGGUGAAGGUCCUGGAAUCUAAUGACCGAUAUGGAGCGGUCGGAGGGGAUGUGCGCAUCCUGAACCUUUCAGAUUCCUACAUUAGUUUCAUGAGCAGCCUGAGGUAUUGGAUCGCCUUCAAUGUGGAAAGGGCUUGCCAGUCCUACUUCGACUGUGUCUCCUGCAUCAGUGGUCCUCUAGGUCUUUAUCGAAACGAUCUUCUUCAGACUUUCCUCGAGUCAUGGUAUAACCAGAAGUUUUUGGGAACCCAUUGUACUUUCGGAGAUGAUCGGCAUUUGACCAACAGAAUGCUCAGUAUUGGCUACGCAACUAAGUACACUGCCAGAUCAAAAUGCUAUUCAGAGACUCCUGCCCAGUUCCUGCGUUGGCUCAACCAACAGACCCGUUGGACCAAGUCUUACUUCCGGGAAUGGUUGUACAAUGCUCUGUGGUGGCACAAGCACCACCUCUGGAUGACCUACGAAUCCAUCAUCGCCGGCAUCUUUCCAUUUUUUGUUACAGCAACAGUAAUAAAACUCUUCUUCAGCUGCCACCUGUGGGACAUCAUGUGGGUUCUCCUCACCAUCCAAAUCAUUGCAACCGUCAAAGCCUUGUAUGCAUGUUUCCUUCGAGGCAACAUGGUCAUGAUAUUCAUGUCUUUGUACGCUGUCCUGUAUAUGGCCGGCCUCCUUCCAUCCAAGUACUUUGCCAUUCUUACUAUGAACAAGAGCAGCUGGGGAACAUCUGGACGAAAGAAGAUGGUGGGCAACUAUAUCCCUCUUCUACCCCUGUCCAUUUGGUGGGGAGUGCUCUUUGCUGGUCUUCUCUACACCAUCAUCAUGAUGUCCCUUUGUACGGACUGCAGACUUGUUGAUGCUGAGAAAAACUACUUGAUCUACGGAGCUUCGGCUUAUGCCGGCUACUGGCUACUCAUGGUCGCCCUCUACUGGCUUUGGAUCAGACGCUGCUGCAGAAAGAGAUCCGAUUACUACGACGUUGAAAACUGACAAGGGAUGAGAGACAAGAAAGAGUCAAUCCGAAAGAGCACAAAACACCAGAAGUAUUAUCCAAGAAGUCCAGUCUGACAUUGUGGUGGUUCAAUCAUUCACAAUGGUUGUUGGCACCACCUUUGCUCCUAUGUUCUUCUAAAGUGACUUCCAGAAUCUCAUCGGUUCCGCCUCCUGAAUUAUCUUGAGGUGUAUGUUCUUAAGAAACCACAACCAAAGAUGGUCAAUUAGAAGGUUUCUAUGGUCACCAUACAAGCAAUGAUUGAGUUCACACCUUGCCCAGUUUCCAAUGUUGCAAUAGAAUGUGAAUCCAACGUUCGUAUUGGUUGGACCAAAGUAGGUGUCAAGUAGAACUCUCGGUCACCAGACGUGAUUAUAUCAGUUUACAUUAGGCAGUAGUGAUUACUGAUGAGCAGCAGGGGCUAUAUUCGAAUUUGUGAUAUUUUGCGAAUAUAUGGACGAAUAUUCGUCCUAUAUUCGCAAAGUUCCUUUUUUUCAUGCAAAAUUUCGUAAUUAAAUUCGCAUAGUGCGCAUGCGCAAUUAUAUAUUUCACCUAAAGGAAGGGAGGAUCAGUGUCCAGUCUGAAAGUGCCGAUAUUCGCAUAAAUAUUCACAUUAAAAUUUACUGAAAAAAACAAACGAAUAGUCUUCAUUACGAAUAUAUAUCACUCUAUUCUAAAAGUGCCGAUAUUCAUGGUAAAAAUAAGCAUUUCGAAUAUUCGUGCUCAA
This is a messenger RNA of Hyla sarda, 2699 nucleotides long. RefSeq names its product hyaluronan synthase 1 (gene HAS1). The coding region runs from base 79 to 1971 and encodes 630 amino acids. The record is from RefSeq and is a predicted model, not a curated record. The transcript has 5 exons. Gene Ontology annotation, biological process: extracellular matrix assembly; hyaluronan biosynthetic process. Lineage: Eukaryota; Metazoa; Chordata; Amphibia; Anura; Hylidae. Gene Ontology annotation, molecular function: hyaluronan synthase activity.